AAACGACGAACGGCAACGAUAAGAACCGCUAACACCACUUUCUCACGCGAUUCUGCUUCUCCUCGCGUUUCUCUAGAAAUACUAGUUGAAGAUUCAGAGACAGAAAUAGUUUGUCUGUGCAAUGGCUGGACAGAGAAAUGACUAUGGAAAGAGAUCCGGUUUUCAAUCUGACUAUGUGGGAAAUGGUGGAGGCAAGAGAAGGAAUGCCAGUGAUGAUGGUGACUUUCAUGGUAUUGGGUCUGAAGAUACUGUCUAUCGAUACUUGUGCCAUGUGAAGAAAAUUGGAAGUGUUAUUGGGAAAGGUGGUGAGAUCGCAAAACAGUUGAGGUCAGAGAGUAAAGCAAACAUUAGGAUUAGUGAGACUAUCCCGGGUUGUGAGGAGCGAGUUGUGACCAUCUAUAGCUCAAGCGAGGAAACUAAUCUUUUAGGAGACACUGGUGAGUUCAUUUCACCUGCACAGGAUGCUCUCUUCAAGGUGCAUGAUAGGAUUAUUGCAGAAGAGAUUGCUGAUUUUGAAGAGGCCCAAGUAAUCAUUGUAAGGAUGCUUGUCCCAGCAGAUCAGAUUGGAUGUGUCAUUGGGAAAGGUGGACAGGUGAUUCAGAAUAUACGCAGUGAAACUCAUGCUCAGAUACGCAUUUUACGUGAUGAGCAUUUGCCUUCUUGUGCUUUGAGUUCUGAUGAGCUUCUCCAGAUAAUGGGGGAACCCUCAGUUGUGCGAAAGGCUCUUUAUUUUGUGGCAUCUCGUCUUCAUCAGAAUCCAUCACGAACCCAGCACCUGCUUCUGUCUGCUCUCUCUUUCAUAGGUCAAUCUGGUCCCAAUUUCAUGAAUGCCCCGCAUAUUGGUGCCUAUAACAACUAUUCUUCUAGAAGAGAUGAAGCAACUGCAAGGGAAUUUUCUCUUCGGUUAGUGUGUCCAAUUGGAAAUGUCGGAGGUGUGAUUGGAAAAGGUGGUGGAUUUAUCAAACAAAUUAGACAGGAAUCUGGGGCUUCUAUUAAAGUUGACAGUUCUGGAGCAGAAGGGGACAAUUGCAUUAUAUUUAUAUCAACAAUGGAGUUCUUUGAAGAACCAUCCCCUACAAUUAAUGCGGCUCUGCGAUUGCAAUCACGAUGUAGUGAGAAAAGUGAAAGAGAAUCGGGUGAUUCUGUUAUCACCACCCGUCUGCUGGUUCCAAGCUCACAGGUUGGAUGCCUUAUUGGUAAGGGUGGGGCAAUUAUUUCUGAGAUGAGGAAUGUUACAAGGGCCAGCAUUCGCAUCCUUUCACAGGAAAACCUCCCUGAAGUUGCAUAUGAAGAUGAAGAGUUGGUGCAGAUAACUGGAGGCCUUGAAGUUGCUAGCAACGCUCUUUCACAGGUAACUUUGCGGUUGAGGGCCAAUAUAUUUGAAAGAGAAGGAGCACUAGCCGCAUUUCCAGCUGUUCUUCCCUUCACUCCAAUGUCAGUGGCCAUAUCGGAUGGUCCUAAGUAUGGAAACAGAGAUGCUCAACCACGUGGUCGUGGGUACACUUCCAACUCAGGCAGAUAUGAGUCUGGUGAACUGCCUGCAAGUAACAGUUAUGAAUCAUACAGUGAAAGCAUUAAUGGAUCAUAUGGAGGCCAUUCUUCUAGCCGUGGGCUAACUGGUCAGAACCCAGUUUCCCAGAAGAAGCAUGGUUAUUAGUCCAAGAAUGUAGUCUGUCAGGUGAAAAUUGUUUCUCCCUUUUUAUUUAUGUAAGAUAAUUCAUCAUCAAGCUGUUUUGAUAUCUUUUAACCAUUAAAAGAAAAUAGAGAAAAAAGAAGAUAUUGCAAGACUUCUUCACCCUGGCUGGCAACCUCCUUUGAGAAUUCUAACAGAUCUUCCCUCUUUGUUGCCUUCCUUUCCCAUCCAAACAGUUGUGCUCAACAAGUCUUGAAGACAGACCAUUUCCCCUUUCUGAUAAGCUUACAGUCUAGGUCAGAAGAUCAUAUAAACUGCUCUUUCAGAAACUUACGCUCCACAAUUGCCACCCUUGCGCUUUCUCUUUAGUGACUAUUAGAAAAUGCAAACACAAUUCGACGAUUUUUGGUCUGGGCUUGAAGAUAAUGAUAGUUACCCUGCUAGAUUGUGGUAUACAUUUCCUUUAAAAGCCUUGUGAUGGAUGUACGAGGCAAUUCCCCCUUUUUUUUUUCUUUUUUUUUUCUGGUACAGCAGAAAUUGUUAUUUUUUACAAUAUAAAUCAGAUAACAAUUUUUCUUAAUGUUGUCUUUUAAUAGUUUAUUUACACUUAAAUGAUUUCAUAGCUACAGUGAUAGAGAACUUUAGGCAACUAUAAUCUAAAAUUUAAACGCUUAUGCGUUAAGGUUGAGGAUAUUUGGCUAGUUUAUGUCUGCAGGUCGGUAUAUUUGGAGGCUCGCUGCCUUGUGAAGACAUGUUUGAAUGGAGCUUCAUAUAUAUAUAUUUUCGGCCGAAUGUGACUGGAGCUAAGUUUCUCAUAUCCUAUUGUAUUUUGUAGUAUGUUGUAUCCUUGACUGAUCUGGCAUGGGACACAAGUAAGUUCUACAUUGCAACUUAGCAAGUCACUUUUCCUACCAAGAAAUAGAAUUCUGGUUA
Rubroshorea leprosula is the source of this 2566-nucleotide messenger RNA. The record is from the annotation of a GenBank genome assembly. Lineage: Eukaryota; Viridiplantae; Streptophyta; Magnoliopsida; Malvales; Dipterocarpaceae.